AUGAAGCUUCUCAUUCUUUUCUCCUCCUUCCUCGUGCUCAUCUGCGCCGUCCUCGCCCAGCAACAGCCCAACGAUGCUCCCAUCACAGAGAACAACCCUAAGAUGGCCACUUUUCAAGCCAUUCUACAAGAGAAGAAACCCAUCCAAGGACAGAUCACGGGCGUCUCCAGCAACAACGGCACAGGAGUGAACUUCAACAUCAACUUCUUCGACUUCCCAGACGCUGCGAUGGGCCCAUUCAAAUACCAUAUCCAUGACCUCCCCGUCCCUCAAGAUGGAAACUGCACCGGCGCCGGCGGCCAUCUCUCCCCCUACGGACGCAACGACACUCCAGCUUGCAAUGCCACCCAGCCUGGGACCUGCCAACCGGGCGAUCUGAGCGGAAAACAUGGGGCCAUCACCGACACCGCACACGAAAAGAAUUACCAGCUCAUGUACCUUGAUCUGUAUGUUUCGACGGAUCCACAAUCUGUGUCGUUCUUUGGGAAUAGAAGCGUUGUGGUCCAUGCCGCCAACGGCGCGAGAUUGAACUGUGGCAAUUUCACACAGCAGAUGGCUUCGAAUACGACUGGCAGCGGUGGGUCGACGACAACCACAGCUGGCACUUCUACGCCGACAGGGGCAGCAGUCGGAUUGGCGACCGUUUCCAAAGGCGGGUUUGUCUGUGCCGUUGCCGCAAUGGCUUACAUGCUGGGGACGAUGUAA
Molecule: messenger RNA, 705 nt
Organism: Capronia coronata CBS 617.96
Lineage: Eukaryota; Fungi; Ascomycota; Eurotiomycetes; Chaetothyriales; Herpotrichiellaceae
Exons: 2
Coding region: 1-705 (234 amino acids)
Biological process (GO): superoxide metabolic process
Molecular function (GO): metal ion binding
Source: RefSeq, a predicted model, not a curated record